AUGGAUCAAACACACGCCCGCGCGUUGGAGGCUCUCCAACCGUUCAUCCACCUUGCGAACUCCAAUAGUGCCACAUCGCCACGGUUUGUCGCCAAUAUAAUUACAAAUGCUACGUCCAGUCCACACACCUACGUUUUUGCCGAGCUGUUGGAGACCGAGACUGUGCAAGCCCUAGCAUCACCGGACACCCCCGCUGAGUAUCAGGGCUACCUCAAGCUACUGGAGAUCUUUGCUUGGGGGACAUGGCAAGAAUACCAAGCAACCCCGAAUCUUCCCAAGCUCAGCAGCGAGCAAACCCUCAAGCUCCGCCUCCUCUCCCUCCUCUCUCUAGCUGCCACCACGAAACCCCUCACCUACCCAGCUCUCAUGACCACCCUUUCACUUUCGUCAACUGCUGAGCUCGAAUCUCUCCUAACGACCGCCAUCUAUUCAAACCUGAUCUAUGCUCUCGCGCCGCUCCGCGACGUCCAGCCACAGUCCUUGCCAAAAACGAUCUCUUUCAUUACUGGAUGGGAGUCCUGGUCCGGCUAUGUCAUGGCCAAUUUGGAAGCUGACAUCGCGCGGGUCAAGUCCAAUGCGGCAAAACGUCAGGCCAAGGAGAAAGAAUACCAGGAAGGUCUCGCUAAUGCGAACGAGCGACGACAGGCUACGACUGCAGGUGGUAAGAAGUCAGAUGCAUAUUUGUUUGACCGUCAGACUGGAGGGCGCCCCGGGGGCGGAGUUGGAGGAAACAAGCGGGAAGCAGAUGAUAUUGACCGGGACGAUGGGUUCUUUGAAACCGGAGAAGGUGCUGCCGAUUCUCGCAUGGAUAUUGAUGAAGGAGCUGGGGCUCGUGGUGGCAGCAGGCAUUCGAAGCGCAUACUUGGGGGCAGAAAAGCUUAG
This is a messenger RNA of Penicillium argentinense, 882 nucleotides long. RefSeq lists its product as uncharacterized. Gene Ontology annotation, cellular component: COP9 signalosome. The record is from RefSeq and is a predicted model, not a curated record. The transcript is spliced from 3 exons. Bases 1 to 882 code for a protein of 293 amino acids. NCBI's taxonomy places the organism in Eukaryota, Fungi, Ascomycota, Eurotiomycetes, Eurotiales, Aspergillaceae.